Molecule: messenger RNA, 423 nt
Organism: Microdochium trichocladiopsis
Lineage: Eukaryota; Fungi; Ascomycota; Sordariomycetes; Xylariales; Microdochiaceae
Exons: 1
Coding region: 1-423 (140 amino acids)
Source: RefSeq, a predicted model, not a curated record
AUGAACACCGCCGCGUUGACCACGCUGCUCCGGCCGAGCACCACCACCAUGCUGCUGUGCAGAGCCUGCUGGCGGAGCUCACGCACCGCCGCCGUCAGCGCAAGUCGGCGGGGUAUGGCCACCACCAACAUCGGCUCGACGACCAGCAACCCAGCGGGAAGGGCACUCAGGUCUAGAGCUUCUGCUGCUCCGACGGCGACGAUGACGACCAAGAUCAAUACGGCGCGGACGACCAGCCGGGCCAGCAGCGUGCGGAGCGCGAGCACGACUAGCAGCGGCAGCGGCAGCGGAAAUACGCCGCCGCCGCCGCCGUCAGGAGGCAAGACUACCAUGUCGCGGCAGCAGCAGCAGCACGCGCUGCAUGCCGAGUCGAUGGAGCGCGUGCGGGCGCACUACAAGAUAAAGAACAGGACGACUAUGUAG